GCAAAUUAAUAGUCAUUCUGAACCUGGUCACCUGACUCUCCUUCCUAAGGCACGAAGGUGGAGUUUGUUCAAACUGCUCUUCUCAGUCUGGCCUCAGUCUAAAACCACACCUACUGCAGCCUGAGAAGCAGGAAGCUCCUCCCACUCUCACACACAGAAAACUGAGAGAAAACUAAACUGAAUCCUAUCAGUGAUCGUGGUAAAAUGGCUGAAGCCAGUAUCACAGGGAAUCAGAACCAAUUAAGCUGUCCUAUCUGUCUGGAUCUGCUGAAGGAUCCGGUGACUAUUCCCUGUAGACACAGUUACUGUAUGAGCUGCAUUAAGAGCUGCUGGGAUCAGGAGGAUCAUCUUGAAGUUUACAGCUGCCCUCAGUGCAGAGAGAUCUUCACACCCAGACCUGUUCUGGGUAUAAACACCAUCCUGGCUGAAGUGGUGGAGAACCUGAAGAAGACAGGAAUACAAUCAACUACUCCAACUGACCAUUAUGCUGGACCUGGAGAUGUGGAGUGUGAUUUCUGUACUGGGAGAAAAUGCAGAGCAGUCAAGUUCUGCCUGGUGUGUCUGGCCUCUUACUGUGAAACUCACCUCCAGCCUCACUAUGAGUCUCCAGCUUUUAAGAAGCACAAGCUGGCUGAUCCUACUGGACAUCUGCUGGACAAGGUCUGUUCCCUCCAUGACAAACCCCUGGAGAGCUACUGCCGUACCGACAAGCAGUGCAUCUGUUUUUCCUGUGAGGCGUUUGAACACAGAGGGCAUGAUACAAUCGCAGCUGCUGCAGAAAGGGCAGACAUACAGAAAGAUAUGGGUGAAACCCAGACGGAAUUUUGGCAGAGAAUUCAGAUGAGAGAGAAGGAGCUGCAGGAGCUGAGAGAGGCUGUGGAAUCGAUCACAAGCUCAGCACAGUCAGCAGUGAAGGACAGUGAGAGGAUCUUCACUGAGAUGAUCCGCUCCAUUGAGAGAAGACGCUCUGAGGUGACAGAGCUGAUCAGAGAUCAGGAGAAGGCUGCAGUGAAUCAGGUUGAAGAAUACAUGGAGAGACUGGAGCAGGAGAUUGAUGAACUGAAGAGGAGACACUCUGAGCUGGAGCAGCUUUCACACACAGAGGAUCACAUCCAUUUCCUCCAGAGGUACCAGGGUCUUCCUGUCACCCCUGAAGCUGGAUUUGGACCCAGAAUCUCCGUCAGUCCACGCUGCUCUUUUGAGAACAUGAGGAAGGUGGUUUCUGAGCUGAAGGAUCAACUGGAGAAUGUGUGUGAAAAGAAAACAGCAGAGAUCCAUCAUACAGUUACCAAAGACGCCGUCCUACCAGUAUUAGUGCCAAGGACCAGAGCAGAAUUCUUACAAUACUCCUGCCAGCUGACGCUGGACCCCAACACAGCAAACAGAUACCUGUCUCUGUCAGAGGGGAACAGGAAGGUGACAGGGGGGGCAAAGCAGCAGCCAUAUCCUGAUCAUCCAGAGAGAUUUGACUGGUUCUUCCAGGUUCUGUGCAGAGAGAGUCUGACUGGUCGCUGUUACUGGGAGGCUGAGUGGAGUGGGGAUGGAGCCUGGAUAGCAGUGACUUAUAAAGGAAUUGGGAGGAAAGGAGGGAGUUAUGACUGUCAGCUUGGAGCCAAUGACAAGUCAUGGACGCUGCACUGCCUUCCUGACAGUUACUCUGUCCGGCACAAUAAUAAAAAGACUGACAUACCCAGAAAGCCCUCAGGCUCCCGCAGAGUAGGAGUGUAUCUGGACCGGGCGGCUGGUACUCUGUCCUUCUACAGAGUCUCCUCUGAUGGACUGACCCACCUGUACAGCUUCACCUCCUCAUUCACUGAACCCCUCUAUCCAGGGUUUUGGCUUUAUACAAACUCGCCCAUGUCGCUCUGCAUGCUGGGAUAGCUCACUGUGUGCUGGAGGAAUCUUUUUUUUUCCCUCCACCAUCCCCUCCCCUGCGGAGGAAUGAAGAAAACGGAGAAGAAGGGAGAUAGAGAGAGAGGGAGAGAGAGAAAAAAAACACAGAUAAUCUGCUUCAAUACCUGCUGAUGAGAGAAAACAACCAACAUCUGUACGAAUCACUAUGAACAUGUUAAGGAGCAACAGCCGAUCAAGGCAGUGUGUGUCUGCGGGUACUUGUGUGCACACCUGUGUGUGUGAGCGCGCUGAUGUUCAUAAGGUUUCUCCAUGUAAAUGUCUAGUAGUGUGUGUGGGGAGCCAUAGCCCCAUCCCCAGGACAUGAAGUAGACAUGGAGGAGACCUAGGCCCCAGACAUCCAGAGGCCCCCAGUGCAUGGGAGCCCCCUGAGGACCACCGCAGGGAGAAUAGCAGCCCUCACCCAGAAAAGGGCAGAGGAGAGCUCCGGAGGGAGGCCAUCCAGCAGCCACAGUGCAGGAGCCCCAGGGGGCCGGCCACACCAGGGCAGACCAGGCCCUGGGCCCAGAGAUCCAAGGGCCACCCCAAACCCCCUCAAGGAGCUCGACAGAGCCAGUGAGAACCACCAUCGCACCAGCAGCCGGGGGCCCCAUCCACCGGCAGGGAGUGUGGCGAGGGGAAAUAGAGCCCGAGAUGUUAUUUCUGGUGGAGUCUAGGACCCAACCUGACACAUGUGUAUAGACAAACAGACACACACAUAUAGAAGCAUACGUUCCCACCCUCAUGCAGACAUAAACAAAUAUUCACACAUUCACCCAACAUAGAGUCACACAGAAAUGAACUCUGUACACACACUCUCACUCCCCAUAUAUACUCUAUAUGGACCCCUAUUUUUCCUCUGGCGUGGAGACCAGAAAAUCACCCCGGACCCCGCAGCAGCCGAGAAGCCCACCAGCCCAGACCCCGACCGGACGGCCAGUUCUUCCUCUCAGCCGCCAGUUCCAGAUGGCAAACAGUGAACAGGGGUGUGAAAAUACCUCAUGCCCCCCUUCGCCCACUCAGAUGUGGUGUUGGUGCGUGUUGUUCUAAAGUGCUUUUAAAACAGGGGAAGGGCACGGUGCCAACCACCCCCUGCCAUCCAACAGCUGGUGUCAGCUCGGCCCCUCCCCAGAACCCUCAACGUGUAUGUGCCAUUUAUAAUUGAGAAGUGGGCACUGGUACCAGAGGUAAGGCUGAAUGAACAGAGGCCCUAAAUGUAUGUGUCAUGAGAGAGUAAGUAAUGAGAGUGUCUAAGUUGUGAUGUAUGAUUGAGAUAUAGGAGGAAAAAGGUAAAAUCUCUGCUUUUUAAUCAGUAUAACCCUUUUUAUUGUCUGAAGUUUCAUAUAUAUCAUAAAUGAGUGGGCUUGUGUGAGCGGCAUGGUGGUGCAGUGGUUAGUGCUGUUGCCUCACACCUCUGGGACCUCGGUUCGAGUCUCCACCUGGGUUAUGUGUGUGUGGAGUUUGCAUGUUCUCCCCAUGUCAUCGUGGGGUUGACAAGCUGAACAAACACAGGGAAAAAAGAAAUUUUCUGUAUGAUUAAAAUGUAAUGAAAUGUAGUCCUGAUGAGUGGAGUGGGGGGGGGGGAUUUUCCCCUCCCCUCCCCUCCCCUGAAUAUGUAUGUUUUUUUAAAUUUCUGCCUGUAUAUUGUAUUUGUUACCUGUACACUGACAAUAAAGGCUUCCUAUGCCAUCCUAUUCA
Molecule: messenger RNA, 3588 nt
Organism: Brienomyrus brachyistius
Lineage: Eukaryota; Metazoa; Chordata; Actinopteri; Osteoglossiformes; Mormyridae
Product: tripartite motif-containing protein 16-like
Exons: 7
Coding region: 205-1881 (558 amino acids)
Molecular function (GO): zinc ion binding; protein binding
Source: RefSeq, a predicted model, not a curated record